CUCACUCUCCCAAUCCUUCCCCUUCCUCUUCCCCACUUCCCAUUCUCUCUCUUUCUUAUUGUAAGUUUGCUUUUGAUUCACUUUUAGUUUCCUCCAAACCAUUAAUCCAAUUUCCUUAAUUGGGUGAACCACAGCUUUCUUCUGCAAAUUUGUUGUUAAUGGAGAACCAAUUCUUCCUCAAUGCUACUGGAAUCCCUCAAUCUCUCAUGCAUUUUGAUUCCAAUCCUUCCAUGGCGACCUGGCACCACCAGUUUUCGUCGUCCGCCAUGGAUGUUCCGCCUCAACCUCAUCUUCCAGACCUUACUCACUGUUCUUCCUCUCACCAAUCGCCACCGGAUUGUUUCCUCAAUUCGGUUCCUGAUCAGAGCUUCCAAUUCGAUUCGGCUCUGAGUUCGAUGGUUUCUUCUCCAGCGGCCUCGAAUUCAAACCUAACUAAUGAAAGCUUCGUGAUCAGACAACUGAUCGGGAAAUUAGGCGGGAAUUCCGAGGGAAGAAUCUUGGAAUUGAAUUCUACUGCCGCAUUGACUCCUUCUUCGAGUGUGGCGGAAUUUACGUCCGAUCCUGGAUUGGCAGAACGAGCUGCUAGGUUUUCGUGUUUUGGAAGUAGGAGCUUCAAUGACCGUCAAUUGACGAACGAAUUCGGUAAUUACAGAUCUCACCUUCCGAUUGCUACCGAGAAAUUAAGCCGUGUUUCGAGUAGUCCGUCGAUCAAAGCCCUCGGAUCUGAAACGAAUUUGCUAGAACAACACAAGAACAAUUCCUCAUCGCAUGAAGAUGAAUCGUCUCUCUCGAAUCCGGACAAGGCGAUUCCGAAUUCACGGAAGAGAAAGGCAAUUACAAAGGCGAAACUCAAAGAACCGAUAGUUGAAGCUCCCGAAAAGGAAAUUCCAAAGAAACUGAAAGCAGUGGAACCAAAGGAAAACGAAAAAGGAAACAUGAAAACGGAAGAGGAUUCGCAGAAAAUCGAUGAGAAAACAGCGGAAGAGAAGCAAACAAAGGAGAAUUCCAAGCCUCCAGAACCUCCAAAAGAUUAUAUUCAUGUCAGAGCAAGAAGAGGGCAAGCAACUGAUAGCCAUAGCCUUGCUGAAAGAGUUAGAAGAGAGAAAAUCAGCGAAAGAAUGAAACUCCUUCAAGAUCUCGUACCAGGUUGCAACAAGGUAACUGGAAAAGCCCUCAUGCUGGAUGAGAUUAUCAACUAUGUGCAGUCAUUACAACACCAAGUUGAGUUUCUAUCCAUGAAGUUGGCUUCUGUGAAUACAACCACCACCCGGGUGGAUUUCAACGUGGAUUCUCUGAUCUCAAAACAAAUGUAUGAAUCGGGAACCAGUUUAAGACAUCCACAAAUUUCCCCAAUAGAAUCCUCAGGUUCAAGGUUCUAUGGGCACACAAAUCCCUCUCUCCCAACCACUUCUCAUUGCUCUGUGGACCCUUUGGACUCUGUUUUACGCCAAAAUCUUCCCAUUCAACACCCUCCUCCUCUCAACUCAUCCUUCCCCCAAAAUCACCCCUCUCAGUAUCGAAGUUUUGGGGAAGACGAGCUUCAAAGCAUGGUUCAAAUGGGAUUCGUCCAAAACCAGACGCAAAACUUCAACAUAGGUAAUCAUGCAGGGUCAGAGCAAAUGAAAAUUGAACUAUGAAUCUCUUCAUUCAACACCAUACACAAAGGCAAGGCAAGGCAAGGCUGUUGUAAAUACAAGAGAUUAAUUUUCAAUCAUUCAUUUAAAAAAA
This is a messenger RNA of Cucurbita moschata (crookneck pumpkin), 1728 nucleotides long. Its product is annotated as transcription factor bHLH62-like. Gene Ontology annotation, biological process: regulation of DNA-templated transcription. Lineage: Eukaryota; Viridiplantae; Streptophyta; Magnoliopsida; Cucurbitales; Cucurbitaceae. The coding region runs from base 159 to 1637 and encodes 492 amino acids. Gene Ontology annotation, molecular function: protein dimerization activity; DNA-binding transcription factor activity. Gene Ontology annotation, cellular component: nucleus. The transcript has 7 exons. The record is from RefSeq and is a predicted model, not a curated record.